Messenger RNA from Anopheles funestus (African malaria mosquito), 2625 nucleotides. It is a transcript of the gene MICU3, whose product is annotated as calcium uptake protein 2, mitochondrial. Bases 32 to 1591 code for a protein of 519 amino acids. Gene Ontology annotation, biological process: calcium import into the mitochondrion; mitochondrial calcium ion homeostasis. Lineage: Eukaryota; Metazoa; Arthropoda; Insecta; Diptera; Culicidae. Gene Ontology annotation, cellular component: uniplex complex. The transcript is spliced from 12 exons. Gene Ontology annotation, molecular function: calcium ion binding. The record is from RefSeq and is a predicted model, not a curated record.
GCAAUAGAAACAAAAAAAAACGGGAUGAAAAAUGGCGAUGUACACAAACCGAAUUGUGCGCUGCUCGAAAUCGAAUCCAUUUUUCUCGGUGUUAUCGCGUAAUUUCGGUAUUAGUUCCAGUGCCCGCAAAUGGUACCAACACCCGACCGUACGGUACAUAUUUUUGGUGAGUGGUGGCUUGCUCGCGUUCACAGCAGCAACGUAUCGAAAUCGUCCGAAGGUCUAUGCGCUCCAGCUGCGAAAGGAUGAAAUUGCGGACAAGGCCAUUAAGCUUACGGCUCGUGAGCGACGCUUCAUCAAGUUUGCCUCGGUCGAGUUCGAUGGACAGAUUUACAUGACGCCGCAAGACUUUCUGGAGUCGGUUGUCGAACAGGAGCCACGCCCGCGGCUCAAAAGGAAGUCAUUAACGCAUGGCGAGAUUCAGCAGCUGAAAGAUUAUACGCCACCGUUGAAGCACGGUUCGUCGCAGCUUUUCCGCAGCCUUCGCGACAAAGGCAUAAUUUCGUACACCGAAUAUCUGUUUCUUCUUUCCGUACUUACAAAACCUCACUCUGGUUUCCGCAUUGCCUUCAAUAUGUUCGAUACGGACGGAAAUCAACGAGUGGACAAGGAUGAGUUUCUUGUGAUUCGUCAGCUGCUCGGAGGAUCGCUAAAGGAUCGUGAUCUAGAUGAGGCCACGCGUAAAGCUCUGCUGCAUCUUGUGUCGACCAGUGCGCAAGCGAGAUUUUUACUGAAAAACUAUCACGAUCGAAAGUCGCAAACUACUGUCGCGGAACAGCGCAAACCUGGUCAAACGGUCGCUGCGAGCGGCACUGAUAAAGAUGUUGAUGAGGGAGAAACAAAAACGCCACCGGUCAAGGGUAUCACGGCACGAUUAAUGGAGAAAAUUUUCAGCUUCGCCUGGAAGGGAAAGCGAGGAAUUGAAAGUAAGGAAGGCGAAGAACCGGGAGAGCAUGAUGACUACGUAGACGAUGAACAAGGUCUGCAGCGAAAGCAUAAAGUCGAUACAACGCUGCAGAUACACUUCUUCGGCAAGAAGGGUGACAAGGAUCUGCAGUACGACGGGUUUUACAAUUUCAUGAAGAACCUCCAGACCGAGGUACUUGAGCUGGAAUUUUGUGAAUUUUCAAAGGGCCACGAACGCAUCUCGGAGGUGGAUUUUGCAAAGAUCUUGCUCCGCUAUACCUAUCUGGAUACCGACGAGUACGACAACUAUCUGGACCGUCUACUGGACAGAGAGGCCAAAGAAAAGGGCGUAUCGUUCGACGAGUUCCGACAGUUCUGUCAGUUUCUUAACAAUCUGGAUGAUUUCUCGAUCGCGAUGCGUAUGUAUACGCUUGCCGAUCAACCGAUUUCAAAAGAUGAAUUUUCCCGUGCGGUUAAAAUAUGCACCGGUUCCGAACUGAACUCGCACCUCAUCGACACCGUGUUUGCGAUCUUCGACGAGGACGGUGAUGGGUUACUGUCGUACAAGGAAUUCAUCGCCAUCAUGAAGGAUCGCGUACACCGCGGAUUCAAAUCGAACGUCAAAUCGGAAGGAUGGGAAGCAUUCAAACAUUGCCUAAAGCAGGAAAUGAAACAAAACGUCUAAAAGGCCACUUUGCACAACCAACUUUGCUUCUACUAUCUGCCCUUACAAUCGACGUUUGCUGCCGAUGUUAUCUUCUCUCCUCUCGUAGGCAGUGUAGCUAAUUGUUUUAUGAAAAUGUUAAGCAUUUUAAAGUAAUUUAUUUAGUUAGGUGCCAAUCACUAACCUACUCGAUAAUGUUUUCUACACCUUAAACCUCUACUCUACGCUUACGAACAAAGUCGCCCUGCUUAGUGCCAUAAUGGGUAUAAAAGAAACACUACUGUCCGAUCUCUUCCCGAUGUGUUGUUGUUUCUGUUGUGAGAAGCAUAUUUACAUUCAUAAACGGACACACAUUGUUUAGAAAAUGGUGUGCACUUGUUACUUAGUAAAUAGCGCAACAUUUGUUUAGCACCUUUGGGAGUACGUUUUAUCUGUUAUUUGUUGGUCACGUGUUUCGCUAAUCGUUUGCGCUUCAAAGCCAGCAACAUAAAAAGGCUUUUUGUUGAUGUUGAUUCUCUAGUUCGGUACAUAUCGAUGCUUCAAAAGCACACACACACUCGAAAUCGAUAGAACAAUGCUAUGAUGGCUCUUAAGUAAUGUUGAAAACAUACUUUAUAAAUUAAAAAUUAUUCUUAUUUAAAAAAAACAAGCAAAUGUGUGCUCAUGUACUUUCGUUCUGCUUUUAUACGUAUAAUUUCUUGCCCUCGUGCACAAUUGCUAUACUUGCCAGGAUAACGUUUGAUAAGUUGUCCAACACAUACUUAAACUAUUGCUAAGCACGAUCGGUUUAAUAAAAUGCGCCAAAUUAUGUAUCGUUUAAAUGAAAAAAAAAAACAACACAAUUUUAACGAGCAUACCGAGAGAAUGGAAAGUAUUAUCCAAAACCAACUAAUUAACAUUAUUCAUCAAACACUCGUCUGAAGCAAUUGUUUACACUAAUUAGUACGAACAAAAUGCAAAACACUUAAAAUCCUCCUUACGAUCAAUGAUAAGCACUGUGUUCUGGCAAAUUGUGUUGUAUUGAGCGAAAAAUAAAUCUAAGCACGAAUUGAGAA